Molecule: messenger RNA, 2407 nt
Organism: Gallus gallus (chicken)
Lineage: Eukaryota; Metazoa; Chordata; Aves; Galliformes; Phasianidae
Gene: PSME1
Product: proteasome activator subunit 1
Exons: 11
Coding region: 556-1146 (196 amino acids)
Biological process (GO): positive regulation of endopeptidase activity; regulation of proteasomal protein catabolic process; regulation of G1/S transition of mitotic cell cycle
Cellular component (GO): cytoplasm; proteasome activator complex; nucleoplasm
Molecular function (GO): endopeptidase activator activity
Source: RefSeq, a predicted model, not a curated record
CGUCCUAUCCUUCCCUGUGGCAACUCGCUCUCUGAUUGGUCCGAACUCCCGUCCGUCCUCUCCUGCCCUGUGGGAACUCGCUCUCUGAUUGGGCCGAUCUCUCGUCCCAGCUCUCUCUGAGGUAACUCGCGCUCUGAUUGGUCCGAGCUCCCGUCCGUCCUAUCCUGCUGUGUGGCAACUCGCUCUCUGAUUGGACCGAUCUCCUGUCCCACCUCUCUCUGAGGCAACUCGUUCUCUGAUUGGCCCGAGCUCCUGUCCGUCUUCUCCUGCCCUGUGGCAACUCGCUCUCUGAUUGGGCCGAUCUCUCGUCCCACCUCUCUCUGAGGUAACUCGCUCUCUGAUUGGCCCGAGCUUCCGUCCGUCCUAUCCUUCCCUGUGGCCUCUCUCUCUCUGAUUCGUCCGAACUCCCGUCCGUCCUCUCCUGCCCUGUGGGAACUCGCUCUCUGAUUGGGCCGAGGUCCCGUCCCAGCUCUCUCUGAGGCCAAUCAGCUGGAUGAAUUCCGGAGCCAAGUCACAGCCCAGACCAAGGAACUCCUGGCCACAUUCCCGGCCCGGAUGGCGGAGUUGGGGCUGAUGCUGACGGCCCCUAUAUUCUCUAUGGGGUCGGAGGAACUGCGGGCUCCGCUGGACAUCCCAAUGCCGGACCCCAACCAGAAGAAGAAGAAGGGGAAGGACGAGGAGGAGGAAGCCCCGCCCUGCCCCCCGAUCCCGUCGCACGGCUCCAUAUUGGCUCUCCUGGAGAAGCUCCGCCCACUGCUGGCCGAGGGGCGGAUCCACCUGGCGCAGGUGGAGCUGUGGCUGAAGCUUCAGGUGCCCCGCAUUGAGGAUGGCGACAACUUUGGGGUGGCGGUGCAGGAGAAAGUUCUGGAACUGCUGACGUCAUCCCACACCCAACUGGAGACCCUUCAGAACCGCAUCCCAAAGUACCUAUUGGAGCGUGGUGACGCCGUGGCCAAAGCUGUGAAGAAUCCCCACGUGGAGGAUUACCGCGCGGCGGUGCACGUGUUGGACGUGGCGGAGCUGAGCGCCGCCCGCCUGGCUCUCACGCAGCUGCGCGACGCAUACGCCGUCCUAUUGGACGCGGUGCGGAAGAACCUGGACAAGCUGCAGAAGCCCCGCGGGGAACCCAAAUCCAUCAUCUUCUGAAACGGCCCCAAAAUCCCCUUUUUUCACCCCAAAAAUCCCACGCCGGGGGUGGGGACCCCCCAACCUUUCGCCCCCCGACCCCAAAAUGCCCAUUUUGGGGUUUUUUUUUUUUGGCCCUUUCACCCAAAAAAGUGCGAUUUUGGGGGGGGAAACGCCAAAAAGAGCCAUUUUUGAGUCGGACCCAUUUUGACCCAAAAAAGUGCAAUUUUGGGUCAUUUUGGCCCAUUCCCAUUAACAAAAACAUGAACUUUCUUUUCUCCCCCAAUCCCCCAAACUCAAAACUUUGGGUUUUGCCCCAUUUUGACCCAAAAAAGUGCGAUUUUGGGUCCUCCAUCGCGUCCCCAUUACCAAAAAUCGCAACUUUCCAUCUUGACCCAUUUUGACCCAAAAAAGUGCGAUUUUGGGUCAUUUUGGUCCAUUCCUAUUCACAAAAAUGUGAACUUUCAUUUCUCCCCCAAUCCCCCAAACUCAAAACUUUGGGUUUUGCCCCAUUUUGACCCCAAAAAGUGCAAUUUUGGGUCCACCAUCGCGUCCCCAUUACCAAAAAUCGCAACUUUCCAUCUUGACCCAUUUUGACCCAAAAAAGUGCAAUUUUGGGUCAUUUGGGCCCAUUCCCAUUAACAAAAAUGUGAACUUUCAUUUCUCCCCCAAUCCCCCAAGCUCAAAACUUUGGGUUUUGCCCCAUUUUGACCCAAAAUAGUGCAAUUUUGGGUCCUCCAUUGCGUCCCCAUUAUCAAAAAUCACAACUUUCCAUUUUGACCCAUUUUGACCCAAAAAAGUGCGGUUUUGGGUCAUUUUGGUCCAUUCCCGUUCACAAAAAUGUGAACUUUCAUUUCUCCCCAAAUCCCCCAAACUCAAAACUUUGGGUUUUGCCCCAUUUUGACCCAAAAAAGUGCAAUUUUGGGUCCACCAUUGCGUCCCCAUUACCAAAAAUCGCAACUUUUUAUUUUCACCCAUUUUGACCCAAAAAAGUGCGAUUUUGGGUCAUUUUGGCCCAUUCCCAUUAACAAAAAUGUGAACUUUCAUUUCUCCCCCAAUCCCCCAAACUCAAAACUUUGGGUUUUGCCCCAUUUUGACCCAAAAAAGUGCAAUUUUGGGUCCACCAUCGCGUCCCCAUUACCAAAAAUCGCAACUUUCCAUCUUGACCCAUUUUGACCCAAAAAAUGGGUCAAAAAUGACCCAACUUUUCCCUUUUUCCCCAUUUUUCCCCCCAAAAAUUCCCGCUUUUGGAGCCUCUGAUUAAAAAAAAUCAUCAUUUUGA